GUCCUUUUCUCUCCCCUUCGAAGAAGUCGUCCCUCGCAUCCUUCCGCGACGGUCAGCUUGACAGUAGCUCAAAUCGUCAAAUCUGGGGGAAAAGACUUUUUAGAUACCAGACGUAUGCAAUGCCUUUCUCGGUACAGUCAAACUACAGCUUCACACCACCUGGACAAACUAAGACGAUCACCGUUAUCGUGCUUCCGGAUAUUGGCUUGAGCCACCGUCGUCACAGCUGUGGGGAUUCAUAACGAGGACAUAUGCGGCUUCAGAGUAACAACACCCCCUAAUUGAAUAGGAAUCAUGAAGGGAAAGAGGGUCUGAACUGCUGUAGAUCUUUUUUUGGGUGGUCUGUGUGGAUCCAUGUUUAUCUUUUCCUUGCCCAGUUUAAGUAGAGCGGGGGUGCGUGUGAGGAGGCUGACGGCACAACUCAGCAGAGCAGCCAUGUCCGCCGAGAGGCAGAGCUCCACUGCGGCUCCCACUGCAGCCAUUCUUAUCAUUGGAGAUGAGAUUCUAAAGGGCUACACAGUGGACACCAACAGCACCUUUCUAACACAAGCACUUCGCAGACUUGGCGUCUCUGUACAGCGUAUAACCGUCAUACCAGAUAUACAGGAGGUCAUAGCCAAAGAGGUAGCCCUCCUCUCCUCUCAGUAUACACACCUGUUCACCUCGGGGGGCAUCGGACCCACCCAUGACGAUGUCACCUUGGAAAGCAUUGCCAUGGCAUUCCAAGAGGAGAUGUAUCACCAUCCGGAUCUCACCUUGCUGGUUAAGGAAUUCUUUGGGGGGACGGACAAAAACAGUCCGGCCAUGAAGAUGGCUAAGGUGCCCCGUUCUGCCAAACUCAACUAUGGAGUGGAUCCUCAAACUGGGAAACCACAACUCUACCCUGUGGUCAGUGUGCGUAAUGUGUAUGUGUUCCCUGGGAUCCCGGCUUUAAUGGAGAGGGCCUUCACGGGGCUGGAACAGCUCUUUGCUACUUCAGGAACCACCUUUCACAGUCGUGAGGUGUUUGUGGAUGCAGAUGAGACAGACAUCGCACCCACUCUGACCAAACUGCAGGCCAGCUGGGGCAAAAGGGUGGCUCUUGGGUCCUACCCCGACUGGUUGAGUAACUACAGCAAAGUCAGACUGGUCCUGGAUUCGGAGAGCCUGGAGGAGGUGGAAAAAGCCAGAAUACAGCUGGUGGAGGAGCUGCCGAAGGGUAGCGUUGUAACUUUGGUCAGAGAUUCGGUGUCCAUUGCCCCUACUGAGGUCCACAAACUGGCUGACGAUGCUACUAUGUUGGGAGUGAAAGUCAAGUCAGCACUGAAGACCAUAGAAGCUGCUCUGGACCAGUAUUCAUCCGAUCAAAUCUGCGUGGCCUUCAAUGGAGGCAAAGACUGUACGGCGCUGCUUCACCUCUACUACGCUGCGCUCAGAAGGCGGAACCCAGAUGGGAAAGACAAGGUCAAAGCUCUGUAUAUCCGCAUCGUCUCUCCAUUUCCAGAAAUGGAGAGAUUCCUCCAAGACACGACAAAAAGGUAUAACUUGGAGCUGAUCUCGGUGGAGGGCAGUAUUCGACAAGCACUGAAUGAGGUCCAAGAAAGGAGGCCGGAGCUGAAAGCUGUCCUGAUGGGAACCAGGAGGAGCGACCCCUAUUCACAGACGCUCGCCCCCAUGUGUCCGACCGAUCCUGGCUGGCCAGACUACAUGAGAGUCAACCCGCUACUCGACUGGACAUAUCAUGACAUCUGGUCAUUCUUGAGGACAUUAUACGUGCCCUACUGUAUCCUCUACGACAAAGGGUACACUUCUCUGGGCAGUAUGGAUAACACCCACAGGAACACGGCCCUUCGGAUGGUGGACGAGAAGGGCGUGACGCGCUACAAGCCGGCGUACCUUCUGGAGAAUGAAGAAGAGGAAAGAAACUGUCGGGCCUGAUGGGUUCUGUUAAACCAGAACUUGUUGCACAUGUUAACUCGUAACAAGAACAAUUAGUUUCUUUGUUUGGGUAUUUUACAAAAAUACCUCCUAUGUUGCACUGCUUUAAAAAGUGAGGCUGUUGAAUAAAACACCGGGUAUUGUCACCUUGUUUUUACGA
Oryzias latipes (Japanese medaka) is the source of this 2077-nucleotide messenger RNA. It is a transcript of the gene flad1, whose product is annotated as flavin adenine dinucleotide synthetase 1. Lineage: Eukaryota; Metazoa; Chordata; Actinopteri; Beloniformes; Adrianichthyidae. The record is from RefSeq and is a predicted model, not a curated record. Gene Ontology annotation, biological process: FAD biosynthetic process. Gene Ontology annotation, molecular function: FMN adenylyltransferase activity.